This is a messenger RNA of Centropristis striata (black sea bass), 1005 nucleotides long. RefSeq names its product eukaryotic translation elongation factor 1 delta a (guanine nucleotide exchange protein) (gene eef1da). Gene Ontology annotation, biological process: translational elongation. Gene Ontology annotation, molecular function: translation elongation factor activity; guanyl-nucleotide exchange factor activity. Gene Ontology annotation, cellular component: eukaryotic translation elongation factor 1 complex; cytosol. The transcript has 8 exons. Lineage: Eukaryota; Metazoa; Chordata; Actinopteri; Perciformes; Serranidae. Bases 137 to 919 code for a protein of 260 amino acids. The record is from RefSeq and is a predicted model, not a curated record.
CCCUCCCCCUCUGCUCAUGAAGAAUAGAGGCGGCCCGCUAAUGCAAGUCCUCUUCUCCCGUCGGAUUACAGCCGAGGCAGCACGCUAAAGGACGGUUCCCGAGCCAAAAAACAUCGAAAAAAGCCAAGCUACCAACAUGAGUGGACUGCAGUGCCUCGCCUCAGAGAACAUCUGGUUCGACAAACAUCGCUACGAUGAGGCAGAGACGCGCUUCUACGAGGGAGUCAACGGACCCUCCACACAGGUGAAAUCGGCCCUGCAGCAGCCCAAAGGGCGCCAGCCCAAACGGCAGCACAGAAACUCCUCCUCACACGCAGGAGGAGACCAGGAGCUGGUUUCACGCAUGAAGAGCAUGGAGCUGGAGAACCAGGCUCUGCACAAAGUGGUGACGGACUUGAGAGCAGCUAUGCAGAAGCUGGAGUCCAGAGUGGCCGUGCUGGAAAAGAGCCCAUCAGCUGCCCCAAGUGCUAAGGCUGUCCCGGUCCAGGCGGCUCCAGUCAAACAGGCAAAGGUGGAAAACGGUAACGAUGACGACGACGACGACAUCGACCUGUUCGGCAGUGACGACGACGACGACGGCGAGGCAGAACGCCUCAAGCAGGAGCGCAUAGAAGCCUACGCUGCCAAGAAGUCCAAGAAACCCGCCCUCAUCGCCAAGUCCUCCAUCCUGCUGGACGUCAAGCCAUGGGACGAUGAGACGGACAUGGCCAAGCUGGAGGAGUGUGUGCGCUCGGUGCAGAUGGACGGGCUCCUGUGGGGAGCGUCCAAACUGGUGCCGGUUGGCUACGGCAUCAAGAAGCUGCAGAUCAACUGCGUGGUCGAGGACGACAAAGUUGGCACCGACAUCCUGGAAGAGGAGAUCACCAAGUUUGAGGACUUUGUCCAGAGUGUAGAUGUUGCUGCUUUCAAUAAGAUCUAAGUUCCACCAGCUGUGUUCCGCUCCACCAAAGUGUUGCUGCUGCUCCCGACUUGCACGGUUAUUAAAAUGUUAAGUUUUGAGCACAA